Glycine soja is the source of this 832-nucleotide messenger RNA. RefSeq lists its product as uncharacterized. The record is from RefSeq and is a predicted model, not a curated record. Bases 126 to 542 code for a protein of 138 amino acids. The transcript is spliced from 6 exons. Lineage: Eukaryota; Viridiplantae; Streptophyta; Magnoliopsida; Fabales; Fabaceae.
CAUAACUAAGACCACCAUCAUGAACGAGGGUUAAGAAAAAAAAAGACAAACACAAGGUCACCUGUGCGUUCCUGGAAUGGUACAUCAGCAGAGGGUUCUCUUCUGUUCUGGUUAGGUUAUGCUCUAUGCAAAACAGUGCCAUGGAAGCCUCCAAACUCAGUAGCAGUGAUCAAAACGUUCGAUGCCAUCACUGCGCAGGACCCCUUUCCAAAGACAUGGAAACCAGUCACUGGACCGUUUCGCCUCUAAUUAGGGAUAGCUUCUCCAUGAUUGGUUCUGCCGUUGGCGGCGUUGCAAGUGCAUUUUAUGGAUUCAAUCUUGUUAUGCCGAUUGUCCAAAGAAGGAUCAAAGGACCCAUGUGGUUGCAUUUUCUCAUAGGUGCACCACCUGUGAUAGUAUUCUCUUCAGCCUGUGCCGGACUGGCGGGUGGGGCUGUUCCUGCUGCAGCACAACUUGUUUCCUCAUCUUAUCAUGCAGCUUACUCUUCUCCUACCUCACCUCCGCCAUCAAAGGAUGAAAAUAUUCAAAGGUCGAGAAAAUGAUAUAAUGGACUUCUGAGUCUGACCAUUCAUUCAUGAUGGGUGUGCUGAGAGUUUUGUUUUUCUUGUGUAAAUACUACUCUGAGAUUGGUAUGUUUGGAACUUGGAUGAGAGGAAAGAUAAUAGUAAGGAGAAAAAACACAUAUGAUGCAUUUUAUUUUGUUUGAUUAAAGUGAAAGUGAAAGAUAGAUAGAGAAAAAAAGUUUAUUGUACUUUUGUUUUGCAUACACUGCGUUCUUGUUUAUUGGAUGCAAUAAAAUAACAAAUCGUUGGCAGUUUGGUUAUUUUUGAAA